This is a messenger RNA of Nicotiana attenuata, 1929 nucleotides long. RefSeq lists its product as uncharacterized. Gene Ontology annotation, biological process: DNA integration. The coding region runs from base 1 to 1929 and encodes 642 amino acids. The record is from RefSeq and is a predicted model, not a curated record. Lineage: Eukaryota; Viridiplantae; Streptophyta; Magnoliopsida; Solanales; Solanaceae. The transcript is spliced from 10 exons.
AUGGCCUUAAAUAACCGCCCCCAGGGAACAUUGCCAGCCGACAUAAACAUUAACCCUAAGGAGCCAAACCCGAAUCAGCUGAUGGCAGUAAGUCUCCGGAAUGGGAGAGACUUAGACAGGGAGCAAGAAGUUGCUCAAUCCAGACGAGAGACUACACCAGCCACUCUAGAUCCAUUAGAGAUAGAUGAAUCAGCAGAACUCACUGAAGUGGUGGUUGAACAGGAUCAUGUUGAUAAGGGUAAGGCUAAAGAAAGUGAACAAGUUGCAGAACAGGUGGUACCUCUUGUGCCACAAAAUUCCAAUAAAGAACAGUCAGCAAGCAAUGGACAAAGAGUGAUGCCUGCACCAUUCCCUCACAGACUGGAAAAACAAAAGAAAGAAGAUCAAUACAAGAAAUUCACGGAGAUGCUUCGUCAGAUUCAAUUGAAUAUCCCUUUGAUGGAUGCUUCCAGGGAAAUGCCAAGCUAUACAAAAAUGAUGAAGGACUUGAUAUCACGAAAAUUUAACUUUCAGGACCCUUAUGCUUUUGCAAAAGCAUUGUGUGACUUAGGAGCUAGCAUAAACUUGAUGCCUUUGGCAAUAUAUACAAAACUGGGCAUUGGAAGAGCUAGACCGACAUCGAUGCUGUUACAACUAGCUGAUCGCACGGUUAAAAGACCGACGGGGAUUCUUGAUGAUGUGCUGGUAGAUGAGGAGAUACCCAUCAUUCUGGAGAGGCCAUUCUUAGCCACUGGGAGUGAAUUGAUUGAUUUGGAAGCUGUGGAUGUGAUCCUAUACGAAGACGAUGAGACCCUGAAUGCCAAAGAUCCAUUGGGAGAUUUCUUGACAAAUUUAGAGGAGAUAGAUGGUGAAGGGUUGGCAGAGUGGUUCAUGGCACUUGAAGGCCAAGGAUUCUGGAAGAGGGAACCUGAGUUCGAGCCCCUGAAUUUAGAAGAGCGGGCUACACCACCUGCAAAACCAUCAAUAGAGGAACCACCACAGCUAGAGAUGAAACCGCUUCCAGCCCACCUCAGCUGUGCAGGUAGAACAAUUACUGCAGGUGUUGCAGGAAUGCAAAACUGCCAUUGUCACAGGGUGGCGGAUUUGCAUAGAUACAGAAAAUUAAAUGCAGCUACCCGAAAGGACCAUUUCCCCUUGCCCUUCAUUGACCAGAUAUUGGCAGGAGCGGUUUUGGGGCAGCACAAGGAGAAAAUUAUGCACACAAUUUACUAUGCAAGCAGGACGCAUAGCGGUGCACAACUGAACUAUACGGUCACGGAAAAGGAAAUGCCCGCAGUAGUGUUUGCUUUCAACAAAUUCAAGUCAUACCUUAUUGGCUCGAAAGUUAUUAUUUUUACUGACCAUGCAGCCAUUAGGUACUUGAUAGCAAAGAAGAAGUCAAAGCCCCGCUUGAUUCGCUGGGGGACAGACAACCAAGUAGCAGACCACCUCUCGAGGUUGGAAUGGGCAGAAAAGAGAACGGAGGUUGAAGAUAUCAUUGAGACAUUCCCGGAUGAGCAAUUACUUGCUGUGAUAAUGGAGGAGGCACCAUGGUGUGACCAGUUUUCUCAAGAAAAACAUCUUCACACGUUUUGGCACCCCCGAGCCAUAAUCAGUGAUGGUGGCUCUCUUUUUUGCAACAGAGCGUUUGCACGCCUGUUGGAGAAGUAUGGAGUUCGCCACAAGGCUAGUUUAGACCAGUUUGAGCGCACUCGGUUUGUCUCCAAAGCGGCUCAAGAUAGGUUUAAUGCAAAGUCAUCCAAGAAGCUGUUGCCUGAAGUACACAUUGAUAGGCAUGCCUUGAGAGUUGAAUGCCCAAGCAUCUAUGAAGAAUUGAGGAGGCGUCGGCUGGACAUCUUCUUUAAUGAACUGGAAGAGGGCAAUGUACCGAUGGUCAGGGAAUUUUACGCAAAUUGCCCAGAAUAUGUUGAUAGGGUUGUCACUGUAUGA